CAGAACCUCAGCCAAUUCAGCAGGUCCACCAGGAUCAACUAGAGGCCAUGCUGCUUGAUGAUCGGUUCGGUUCUGACCAACUGCACCAAUUUUCCCAGCAUUUCGACUCCGUUCGGGGGGAAUCCUCGAAUGCUGGUGAGACCCAUACCGACCACAUUACGGGUCAGGUCGAGCGGAUCUCCCUAUCCGACCCUGUUCAUGAGGUUUUAGAGAGGGCUGGAUCUACAGCGAGCCAGAUCUGGUCUACCUCCUCCUGGUUCAACAACUUUUCCCUUCCUCAGUUGCCGGUCGAGCAAUCUGAAGAAUGUCUGGCCCUGACUGCUCUGAAGAUGGGCUUGUACACCCUUCAGAUGCGGGAGGCCCGCCUGGCCAAAGAGCGGGAACUGAUUGUUGCCCAGUCUUCUGCUGAGCAACAUGCUGUUGCUGCCAUCGCCUCUCUGGAGGCCGAACGGAAAACCUUUGCGGAGGAAAAGCAGAGGCUGGAUGCUGAAGUCGGUACCCUUCGGGUCCAACUCGCAGCUUCCCAGGCGAAGAUCCUUGCCGCUGAGGCCGCACGGGUCAGAUUCGAAGAACUGCCAUCCAGUAUCCCGGACGGUCCCUAUGAAGUGAACGUGGAUCUGUCCGCCGUCCGGGACAUGUUUAAAUCCUCCGAUGAAUUCUCCAUCAUCAAGGAUGAACAUGCAAGGGCCCAAAUCCCGUUCGCCUUUGGGGCGUAUUUGAAGG
Messenger RNA from Cuscuta europaea, 723 nucleotides. Lineage: Eukaryota; Viridiplantae; Streptophyta; Magnoliopsida; Solanales; Convolvulaceae. The record is from the annotation of a GenBank genome assembly.